AUUAAUAAUAAUAAUAGUGCUAUUUGUGUUGUACUAUAUUAAUUUUUUGUGAUUACUUACUGUUGUGUGUAGUACUGGUGGUUAUUUGUGGUUUUCUGUGCACAAAUGUUAUCUUCUUUGCUAACAGUCACCAAACAGACAUUAGCUAUCAUUGACAGAAUGUGAUAAAAUGCUGUUAUAUUGUUAUAUACAUUAUGGCCACUUGCCCUGUGACUGCUGAGAUAAGCUCCAAAAUCCUACGGAACCCAUGGAUGGAUUAUUUGUUGGCAUAUUGUCGAUUUGCCCUUCUUGGACCUUACGCCUGCCGUAGCUGUCAGUACAGCCCAAUGACAGUCAUUGGUAUUCACUAGCUACUCGUUGAGAGACGCUUGAAAGAAGAUGCUUGUGUGUUUGUAGUUCUUCCAAGGGUAGUUAACAUGUCUCUCAAUGGAGGCGGAAGCAGAGGGUUUUAUUUCAACACCGUCCUGUCUUUGGCAAGGUCGCUGGCAGCUCACCGGCAGGCACCUAUAGACAAGGUUCAGAAGCUACAAUGCAUGUGUCCAGUGGACUUCAGAGGAAUCUUCCAGCUAGAUGAAAGAAGGAGAGAUGCUGUGAUUGCAGUUGGCAUUUUUCUAGUCGAGUCAAACCUGCAGCACAAAGAUGCUAUUGUUCCCUACCUUCUUGGGCUGCUUAAAGGACUCCCUAAAGUUCAGUGGAUUGAAGAAAGCUCGGAACGCAAAGGAAGGGAUACCCUUCCUGUGGCAGAGAAUUUCAGCUUUUGUCUUGUGACAUUGUUGUCAGAUGUCGCCCAAUGUGAUGAAACCUUACGAGGGCAGAUCCUGGAAGCAGUUAUGGACAUCAUGCAGGUCCUGCAAGAUAUCUGCAAAAAUCCAGAAGCUCAUGACAAAGAAUACCUAUGUAGGUACACUGUGCCCACCUUGCUUGGUGUUGCAAGAGCAUUUGGCCGAUACAGCAACACUGACGAGCCGUUACUAUCCAAGCUGUUUCCUCGACCAGUUGUUCCCUUACUGUCCACAAAUGAUGAUAGCGAUACUGUCCGGCGACGGUCCUUCAAUGACUUUCGUUCAAUCCUACCAAGCUCCUUGCUCACAGUUUGUCAGGGAGACUCUCUGAAACGCAAAGGCUCCUCUGUGUCCAGUGUGUCACAGCAGGCCAGUCCAGAGAGAGCAGGUCUGACACCCAACUCGCCCGCUGAUCCCUCUGCACAGUACUUUGAAGGUUCUUACCUCCCCGAUGGCAGUGCAGUGGACCCUGACUACUACUUCUCCACCAUAAGCUCCAGCUUCUCUGUGUCCCCUCUUUUCACUGGAAGCAGCACUGGAGAGUUUCACGUCCCUCUAGAUAUGCUCAGACAACUCCUUCACAUGGUUCAACAGAUUGUCUCUGAGUCGUUUUUAAAAUCACUGGAUGACACCUUGGCAGAACUUCAAGUGGUGAAUCCUGGUCUUCAUCUCUACUACAAAACCUUCAGUGAUCCUCUUUAUGUAGCCAUAUUUAAAAUGCUGAGAGACACUCUUUAUAAUAUGAAAGAACUUCAGACAGACUAUGUGAAGGAGGUUCAUGACUUUGUACUGGAGCAGUUUAGCAGCAGCCAGUCAGAGCUGCAAAGGAUUCUUCAUGAUGUCGAGUACCUCCAGAGUGAACUGAGCCCACUCAAACUGCGCUGUCAGGCUAAUGCCGCCUGUGUGGACCUCAUGGUGUGGGCUGUUACUGAGGAGCAGGGAGCUGAGAAUCUUUGCACCAAGCUCUCAGAGAAACUGCAAUCAAAGACAUCCAGUAAAGUCAUCAUUGCUCACAUGCCCCUCCUGAUUUGCUGCUUACAGGGGUUGGGUCGUCUGUGUGAACGCUUUCCAGUGGUGGCCCACUCUGUUACCACAUCCCUGAGAGACUUCUUGGUGGUGCCCUCUCCUGUUUUGGUGAAGUUGUACAAAUAUCACAGCCAGUACACCCCAGGUGGUAGUGAAAUAAAGAUUCAUGUGACCAAUGAACAUUCCCAGUCAACACUCAGCACCCAUUCGAGCAAGAAGAGCCAGCCCUCCAUGUAUGAGCAGCUUCGGGACAUCUCCAUUGAUAACAUCUGCAGGUGCCUUAAAGCUGGCCUGACUAUGGAUAAUGUCAUUGUUGAAGCUUUUCUCGCCAGUCUGUCUAAUCGUCUUUAUAUCUAUCAGGAAAAUGACAAGGAUGCUCACUUGAUUCCAGACCACACAAUCAGGGCUUUGGGUCACAUUGCUGUGGCCUUACGGGACACCCCCCGAGUAAUGGAGCCCAUCCUUCAGAUUCUGCAGCAGAAGUUCUGCCAGCCUCCCUCCCAGCUUGAUGUCCUCAUCAUAGACCAACUUGGCUGCAUGGUCAUCACAGGGAAUCAAUACAUCUACCAGGAAGUUUGGAAUUUAUUCCAGCAGAUCAGUGUCAAGGCAAGCUCCAUGGUUUACUCUACUAAAGAUUACAAAGAUCACGGAUACAGACACUGUUCCUUGGCUGUUAUAAAUGCACUGGGUAACAUAGCAGCAAACCUUCAGGCUGAGCAUAUGGUUGACGAGCUGCUAGUCAACCUGCUAGAACUCUUUGUUCAGCUGGGCUUAGAAGGCAAGCGAGCCAGUGAAAGGGCCUCAGACAAGGGCCCAACUCUGAAGGCAUCAAGCAGUGCCGGAAAUCUUGGAGUCCUUAUUCCAGUCAUUGCAGUGCUGACAAAGAGGCUACCACCAAUCAAGGAGGCAAAGCCACGCCUGCAGAAGCUCUUUAGAGACUUCUGGCUCUACUCCGUAGUCAUGGGAUUUGCUGUGGAGGGUUCAGGUUUGUGGCCAGAGGAGUGGUAUGAAGGGGUUUGUGAGAUAGCGACCAAAUCACCGUUGCUCACGUUUCCCAGUGGAGAACCUUUACGCUCAGAGCUGCAGUACAACUCUGCCCUGAAGAAUGAUACUGUCACUCCGGCAGAGCUGAAUGAUCUACGCAGUACCAUCAUCAACCUGCUGGAUCCUCCUCCAGAGGUGGCUGCUCUCAUCAACAAGCUGGACUUUGCCAUGUCCACAUAUUUGCUGUCUGUUUACAGAUUGGAGUAUAUGAGGAUGCUGCAUUCUCUGGACUUGGACCGCUUUCAGGUUAUGUUUCGAUACUUUGAGGACAGAGCAAUACAGAAGGAUAAAUCUGGUAUGAUGCAGUGUGUGAUUGCUGUUAGCGACAAGGUUUUUGAGGUCUUCCUGCAAAUGAUGGCUGAAAAACCAAAAACCAAAGCCCAUGAGGAGGAGCUUGAACGCCACGCUCAGUUCCUCCUGGUGAACUUCAACCACAUCCACAAAAGGAUCCGUAGAGUGGCUGACAAAUACUUGUCUGGCUUGGCUGAAACUUUCCCCCACUUGUUGUGGAGUGGCCGUGUGCUGAAGACUAUGUUGGACAUUCUGCAGACUCUUUCCCUCUCACUCAGUGCAGACAUUCAUAAAGACCAGCCUUAUUAUGACAUCCCAGAUACACCAUACAGAAUCACUGUCCCAGACACGUAUGAAGCCAGAGAGAGCAUAGUGAAGGAUUUUGCAGCACGCUGUGGAGAAAUUCUUAAAGAGGCUAUGAAGUGGGCUCCAUCUGUGACCAAAUCCCACCUACAGGAGUAUCUAAACAAACAUCAGAACUGGGUAUCAGGCCUCUCCCAGCACACAGGCCUAGCCAUGGCCACAGAAAGCAUCCUGCACUUUGCUGGUUACAACAGGCAGAGCACCACACUUGGGUCCACUCAACUAACUGAGAGACCAGCCUGUGUGAAAAAGGACUACUCAAACUUCAUGGCCUCCCUCAAUCUCAGGAACAGAUACGCUGGAGAGGUAUCAGGCAUGAUCCACUUUGCCCAGGCAGUCCGGGGACAGUCUGAUUUGGGCCGACUGAUGAUUAAACAGUUGGGAGAAGCAUUAGACUCUGCACAGCCUGAGGCUUUUACUGAGGCCAUGUUCAAACUGACUGCCUUGCUCAUUAGCACCAAAGAUUGUGAUCCUCAGCUCCUGCACCACCUGUGCUGGUCUCCACUCAAGAUGUUUACAGAACAUGGUAUGGAAACAGCAAUUGCCUGUUGGGAGUGGCUGCUGGCGGCACGUAUAGGAGUGGAAGUACCGUUCAUGCGAGAGAUGGCAGGAGCAUGGCAGAUGACUGUGGAGCUGAAGAUGGGCUUGUUCUCGGAUGCUCAGGUGGAGGCUGAUCCUCUCGCUGCCUCAGAGGAAAGCCAGCCCAUCCCCUGCCCUCCAAAUGUCACCCCUCACCAUGUCUGGAUAGAGUUUCUGGUCCAGAGAUUUGAGAUCGCAAAAUACUCCAGUGCAGAUCAAGUGGAAAUCUUUGGCAGUUUGAUGCAGCGCUCUCUGUCUCUAGAUGUUGGUGGGGCUAAGAGUAGCCUCAACCGCCAUGUAGCUGCCAUUGGACCUCGCUUCAGGCUGCUCACUCUUGGUCUGGCUUUGCUCCACUCUGACGUCGUCACCAAUGCAACUGUAAGAAAUGUGCUCCGGGAGAAGAUCUACUCUACUGCCUUUGAUUACUUCAGUGUGGCUCCAAAGUUCCCCACCCAGGGUGACAAGCGUCUCCGUGAGGACAUCAGCAUCAUAAUCCGUUUUUACGCCAGCAUCCUGUCUGACAAGAAGUACCUGGCAGCAUCUCAUUUGGUCCCACCUGGUGAGCUUGGUACUACCCCAGCCCCGAGCACGCUCUCUGCUGGGAUAUUUGGAUCGCUUAUCGUGUCCAGCACUUCUCCAAUAUCUAUCUUAAAUAAUCAGGAUGCAUCUUUGAACAGCCUGUCAGUGAUGAACGCUGCUGAUCUAAGGGGCAACAUGGAUUCCAGCUCCCGCACCCAACAGACUGGCCAGGGAUGGAUCAAUACGUACCCGCUGUCGAGUGGCAUGUCCACCACAUCCAAAAAAUCAGGCACAUCCAAAAAAAGUAACAGAGGAACGCAGCUUCACAAAUACUACAUGAAACGCAGGACUCUGUUGCUGGCAUUACUGGCUAGUGAGAUCGAACGGUUGACAACGUGGUACAACCCCCUCUCCACACAAGAGCUGGCCAUUGCCACAGAGCAGUCAGUGGAGACAAGCAUCGCCAACUGGAGGUCCAAAUACAUCAGCCUGACAGAGAAACAGUGGAAGGACCACGUCAACCUGGCCUGGAGUAUCGCUCCAUACCUGGCUAUGCAAUUACCAACAAGAUUUAAGAAUGACGCCAUUGUUGCUGAAGUGACCAGACUUGUGAGACUGGACCCCGGUGCAGUCAGUGAUGUGCCUGAGGCUGUCAAGUUCCUGGUGACAUGGCACACUAUUGAUGCUGACUCCCCUGAGUUGAGCCACAUCUUGUGUUGGGCUCCGGCUGACCCACCCACUGGUCUGUCCUACUUCAGCAGCAUGUACCCUCCUCAUCCCCUUACUGCUCAGUAUGGGGUUAAAGUGCUACGCUCUUUUCCUCCAGAUGCCAUCUUAUUCUACAUUCCUCAGAUUGUUCAGGCUCUGCGUUAUGACAAGAUGGGUUACGUGAGAGAAUAUAUCCUGUGGGCAGCCCAGAAGUCUCAGCUUCUUGCCCACCAGUUCAUCUGGAACAUGAAGACCAACAUCUUUAUGGAUGAAGAGGGCCACCAAAAGGACCCUGACAUUGGGGAGCUGUUGGAGCAGAUGGUUGAGGAGAUCAUAGGUUCACUGUCAGGUCCUGCCAAAGAUUUCUACCAGAGAGAGUUUGACUUCUUCAACAAAAUCACCAACGUUUCUGCUAUUAUCAAGCCAGUUCCAAAGGGCGAGGAGAGAAAGAGAGCUUGCCUCAAAGCUCUGUCCGAUAUCAAAGUGCAGCCAGGUUGUUACCUGCCUAGUAAUCCUGAAGCCAUAGUACUGGACAUUGAUUAUAAGUCUGGAACACCUAUGCAGAGUGCUGCCAAGGCUCCCUAUCUGGCCAAGUUCAAGGUGAAGCGCUGCGGAGUGAGUGAACUAGAGAGGGAGGGUCUCCGCUGCCCAUCAGACUCUCUGGAAGAUGGAGAGGAGAAUCCAGAUGGGUCAAAGAAGGUUUGCUGGCAGGCAGCCAUCUUCAAAGUGGGAGAUGACUGCAGACAGGAUAUGCUUGCACUGCAGAUCAUAGGGCUUUUUAAGAAUAUCUUCCAGCUGGUCGGCCUGGAUCUGUUCGUCUUCCCUUACAGAGUGGUGGCUACUGCACCAGGGUGUGGUGUGAUUGAGUGCAUCCCAGAUUGUAAAUCCAGGGACCAGCUCGGUAGACAGACUGACUUUGGGAUGUAUGAUUACUUCCGGAAUCAGUAUGGUGAUGAAUCCACCCUCGCCUUCCAGAAGGCUCGUUACAACUUCAUCCGCAGUAUGGCCGCUUACAGCCUUUUGCUGUUCCUGCUGCAAAUCAAAGACAGACACAAUGGCAACAUCAUGCUGGACAGCAAGGGCCACCUCAUUCACAUAGAUUUUGGCUUCAUGUUUGAGAGCUCUCCUGGAGGUAACCUGGGCUGGGAGCCAGACAUCAAGCUGACAGAUGAGAUGGUGAUGAUCAUGGGAGGCAAGAUGGAGGCCACACCUUUUAAAUGGUUCAUGGAGAUGUGUGUCAGAGGAUAUCUGGCUGUACGCCCAUACAUGGAUGCAGUAGUUUCUCUAGUGACCCUUAUGCUGGACACUGGACUCCCAUGUUUCAGAGGACAAACCAUAAAACUUCUCAAAGGACGUUUUAAUCCACAAAUGAGUGAAAAAGAAGCAGCAGCAUUCAUCAUCAAAGUCAUCCAAAGCUGUUUCCUCAGUAGCAGGAGCAAGACAUACGACAUGCUGCAGUACUACCAAAACCAGAUUCCAUACUGAAGAUCGUCUGUCAGCCUUCCACUGUGCAUCCAGAACAAACGAGCAAUGCUGUGUUUUUAUAAAACUGAAUGAGGUGGUGGUCCCGAACACUACUCUGCUCCUCAGAUUUUGGCAAAAAUGAUGCACUUUAACGCUAAAUCAUCUCAUUCUCAUGUAAUUACUUACACAAGACUGAAAAAUGAUGUGUGUCGUUUACUAAACAGGUAUCUGAAACGCCCUUUAAGUAUUUUCUUGAUGCUGUUACUUGUUACUGUGCAAACACUAACUUAAGGGUCACAUUAGAGGAACUUGGCCUAAAAGGGAGCCAUCUUUACAGUGUUUGUAAAAAGCAGCUGUUAUCAUUUUGUUCCUAUGCUGUUACCCAUUUUGAUGCACUUUAUUGAGUACAGUAUUUCUGCAGCUUCACCUGCCUACAGUCGAGAGAUUAAAGCUCAAAUGUAAGACAUUAAAAUACUCUGAAAAAAAUGUAGAUGUUUUUAAAUUCAUCCAAAAUGAACGCAGCAGUCAAUCAACAUUUAACCUAACAGUAGUCUUUAGAAAUGUAAAGGUGUUUAGAGAAUCAGACAUACUCAUGCUGUAGCUUGUACUGUAGAUUAUUUGCUGUAGAAUCACAUCAGCACAGGCGGUUUCUGUGAUAUAUGUGUAGAGUUAUGUGUGACAAACUUUUAACUGUGCUAAUUUGAUGGUUACACCUUUUCAUGCAAGUCUUUAUAUGUCAUAUCUGUUGUAUGGAGGCAUUUUUACACUAAACUUUGGUUCUGGUUGAGCCUUUUGUUUCCACUAAUUUACCAAUAGUUGUCAUUGUAUCUCUAUUUGUCUAGAGCAGAUGCACACAGUAGAAAGUUCUGCGAAGUUAUACAUUUAAGUAGCACUUACUUAAUCUGCAAAACAGCUCACGUUAGUACAAUUACUGUUAAAUAACACAUAAAGAGAGCAAGUGUUGCAGCUGGAAUGUGCAUGGCAUAUGUUACUCACAAUCAAAAUACAAAACUUAUUUUGUAUGAACAAAAUAGUUACAUUAACAUACGCGAAUAUGAGCAAUAUUAAAAGACUUUCAUGCAGC
Messenger RNA from Maylandia zebra (zebra mbuna), 7860 nucleotides. It is a transcript of the gene pi4kaa, whose product is annotated as phosphatidylinositol 4-kinase, catalytic, alpha a. Gene Ontology annotation, cellular component: cytoplasm; plasma membrane. Gene Ontology annotation, molecular function: 1-phosphatidylinositol 4-kinase activity. The record is from RefSeq and is a predicted model, not a curated record. Gene Ontology annotation, biological process: phosphatidylinositol-mediated signaling; phosphatidylinositol phosphate biosynthetic process. Lineage: Eukaryota; Metazoa; Chordata; Actinopteri; Cichliformes; Cichlidae.